UCAAAUCAUUAGUGUCAAGUAUCAUCAUAGAAGUGUAAUUAACUAAAUAUGAAAUCAAAUAUUACAUAAUGUUCCGGGUGAAUAUAAUCGACGAGCCUGGUUAUAAAUAAUGAUUUUUAAGUUAUAAAUUUCUAUUUUUUUGCCGGUGGUUUCAAAUGGCUAUCAUAAACUUGUAAUUUUAGACGUAGUCUAAGUAUAAUAUGGCAUCCAUACAAGGUGAAAUACGUAAAGAAGAUUAAAUGCACUUAGCUGUCUUCCCAACAAACCUAAUGUACACUGAAUAGAUUUUUUUCCUAUUACUGUUGCGGCAGUCCUUAAUAAUAGACAUAGCUCGUAAAUGAUUGAAGUGUUUAUUUACAAGUUGCUUACAAAAUGGAUUCAUUUAUGGACUUUUACUUCGAGGAAGUGUUUGUGAAGUUGAAUAGAGAUUCAUUAAACGAGAGAUACAAAAGACGUGAACUUGUUGAGUAUUUUAAUUCUGUGAUCACUGGAUGUGCUAAGGGGCAAAACAAAUCGGACAAUACAUCAUGUAAGAACUUCGUUAAUUCGGCUCUCAAGUUUCACAAUACUUGCAAGACGAAAAAUGGCGACGUGUGCCUAAUGGGGAAAUACCACAACCUCUUAUAUAUUGCGAUGAAACUGGCCUUUGAUUGGAGUUUACAAGACAAUGGAGUUGUUGCUGCCCUGUUAGAUGAGCUCUAUGCUUGUGAAAGGACGUUUGAAAGAAUCUUUUUAGGUGCAAUUUUUGGCACAUCUGCGCCAUUUUUCUUGGCUGGCUGGAAAUCAGACUUCAUGGACAAAGAAGAAAAUGUCCAUGCGCUGGUAUUUUUCUUGGAUCACGCUACCAAUGCCAACUUGGAAUGGAAAGAUGGCGACAGAUCGUACAGAUUUAUUGAUGUUCCAUUAGAAAGCUGCGGAAAAGCCUCUCCAGUGAGGGUGGUAAUACAAAUGGGUGCUUCCGAAAUUCUAAUGAUUCUGCUUAGAUUUGGAGCGCGAAUUACUUCAGAUCAUGUCUCCAAUAACCCUAUAGAGUCUAUAUUGGAUAGACUUAAUGAAUACAAUCGCAAGUAUCCGUAUGAAUUAGUUACUUGUUUAAAACUAACUAUGAGAGCUAUGCCACAUUUAAAUUUAACUGUGAAUAAAGAUGCAUAUAAGCACUUGGAGUUGCCAGAAGACUAUAACUAUCAACGGAAAGUGGCGCUGGAAAAAUAUGGUGACAUUUUAAAUGAUCAUUUAGUUUUAUCCUCAAGAUGUGGUUUGAAGCCGGUGGAGUUGAAGCAUUUAUGCAGAUGUUUAAUUCGGGACAGACUUUGGCAAAAUUUUGAGUUACCAUUUGGAAUAUAUAAGCUACCAAUACCAAUGUCGUUGAAGAAAUAUUUGGACCUAUUAGAUGAUUAAUAACAUUAAUAAAACUGGAUCCAAUUUUGUAUAA
This is a messenger RNA of Leptidea sinapis, 1432 nucleotides long. RefSeq lists its product as uncharacterized. NCBI's taxonomy places the organism in Eukaryota, Metazoa, Arthropoda, Insecta, Lepidoptera, Pieridae. Gene Ontology annotation, biological process: intracellular signal transduction. Bases 373 to 1398 code for a protein of 341 amino acids. The record is from RefSeq and is a predicted model, not a curated record. The transcript has 3 exons.